AUGACCAACACCACAUCGAAGAGCGGUGGCGGACAGCGAAGAGCGCAUGGCAUGAUGAGGUCCAUGCCUCUGGAUGACGAAAUGAUUCGUCUGAAGCGUAAAGCGCAAGAGCGCGAAGAGAAACUACGAAAUCAGGCGAGUGGAAGGCUCGCCGAUCCCCCGAACGGCGACGAGGAGGACGCCGGCGCCUCAGUCAACGAACAUGCCGACACGUGGGGAUUCUCCUGGAUGCCCGCGAUCGAAGACUUCGUGGAGCAAGCGGCCGAGGCGCAGCAGCAAAACGAGGACGACAGCGAGGAAAGCAGCCCCUUGGGGGCGAAUUAUCGCUCAGAUACCGACGACGAAGAAUCAAGCCUACGGGGACCGCCUACAAACACCAGCCGCAGCAGCUUCUGCGAUCCAACAAGUCCUAGCAGUGGAGCGGCUCGAAGCAGCGGUGAGUUGCCGCCAAGCGGGAGCUCCCUGCGGAGGGGCGGACGCAAGCGCAGGCGGCCACAAGCAGGCGGAGCGGCGACUUUGUCCUCGUGGUCGUCGUCAUCUCCCCGUAGAAGAGCACCGCGACCGCCUUCUUACAACGAAACUCUGUUGGCCGAUAAGUCUUUCCACAACCCACACGCCUCGGAAACCAUGGCCGAUGCCUUCGGCAUACUACGACCGGCUUCGUUUGUGCUGGAUGUUGGGGAGGACGAUCGCCCGUGGGGAGGCGCGGCGGGGGUUGCUGCAGCAGGAGCGAAAGGUGCGACCGCGGAGGGCGGGGAAGCCGAUGUUACUACUGGCCAUGGCGGCAGUGAGGAUCAGAACUGGUUUUAUGACACAGUUCGAGAUCGACAAAACCGGCUAUGGGCUGACACAAGAGUUCGGAAGGGGGUGGAGCUGGCGAGAAAAGGUCAGCAUCAGGCGGCUAUCGACACAUACACGCAAGCGUUGGGUAUGUGUCCGGAUCACGAUGACGGACUAGUUGCCCGUGGGGCCGCGUUCGCCACCACUGGCCGGCUGCGGCAAGCGGUGCAGGACCUGUCGCGAGCGCUGAGCGUUAACCCCCAAAAUGGGAACGCCUCCAGCUACCUGAAAGAGACGAGAAGACGCAUGGAGCGGCAGGAAGCAAGAGAGACGCCGGGAGCGUCCGCGACUACAGGCAACACAACCACGUUCGAAAGCCGAACAGAUUCCAUCGUCAACGGCAGGAUGGGUCUCAAUUGCGUAUCUGCCGCGGGCGGUGCGGUGAUGCCCGCGUCGGUGAUGCCAUCCGCUGGCAGCACCGAGCGCGAUGAAGCGUCGGAAGCCGCGCUGGGUGCCCUCCUUCACGACGGCGCGGAAGGAGACGCGCUCCGCAAGAUGCGCGCGUUGCUCGAGGAGGACGAGAAGAAGCGCAAGCGCCGUGGUGCGCGGGGAGAAAGCCGCGGAGGUGGCGACGGCGACGGCGAGGAGGGCAGUCGAAAGAAAAAGUCUCGCAAGAAGGACAAGAAGUCGUCGUCCAAGAGCAAGCGGAGCAGUUCCGGUCGCCACAGGAAGCGCGACAGACGAGACAGCGGCGGCGGUGGCGGCAGCCGUCGCGAUAGCAGCAGCAGCAGCAGCAGCAGUGGAAACAGCAGUGCCGAAGACGCCGAUACGCGGAGCAGCAGCAGCAAGAAGAAGAAGAAGAAGCGGCACCCCAAGCGCAAGAAGCGCUCCUCGACGAAAGUGAUCACCACUGCCGCAGUAGGGUUCCGAAAUGGAGGGAGUCGGGGCUUGGGGACUGGGGUCUCCAUGAGCCUAUGCGCAGAGGGCGGAGAGGAUUCGGAGGGAGACGAAGCCCAUCCCAUCCUCCAACGGAAGAAGCACAGCCUCUGGGGUUGAGUUUGCUGCCUCGCCGCAGUUUAGUCGCUGUUUGUUACAUCGGCACCCACUCAUAGCUUGUAGGCGAUGUAGUGCUCACGGUACAUGCAGGACGAGAAGGCGUUGUUCUUUGUCCUUCGGUGCGGUGCCGUACACGCGAGCGUGCCCAACAUGGUCUGGCUGUGCCUUGGCGAGUGAUGGACUCUUAGACGGUGACAGUCGUGCCGGCGUUUGUCUAUGUUGGGGCUGACGUACGGUGAAAGUCGUGUAUGAAGCGGGGUUUGGAAGAGUACCGAAGAAUGUCUCGUGCAAGGGCGCCGUACAUCUGAGUGUGCCUAUGUAACUUGUCUCAUACCGACACCAGGCUCGCCCCCCUAGAGGUUCUCUGAAUGUUCCGUGUGGUGAAAUCAGCUGGACGUAGAUGGUGGGGGAGUGC
This is a messenger RNA of Ectocarpus siliculosus, 2251 nucleotides long. NCBI's taxonomy places the organism in Eukaryota, Phaeophyceae, Ectocarpales, Ectocarpaceae. The record is from the annotation of a GenBank genome assembly.